AUGUCGGAAAAACCGGCCGACGGCAACGACAAUGCCAUCGAGCCCCAGGUCUCUAAUGGCACACCUGAACACCCUCUCCAUUUUCCCCCAAAGGACCACCUAGACACUUCCUCCAAGGAUGUGGACGAUGUCGUCCACAGUGCACAAAGGGCCACUGACAAGGAGCACAAGAUGAGCUUGUGGCAAGGCAUCAAGCUGUAUCCGAAAGCUGUCGGCUGGAGUAUCCUGAUUUCUACGUGUAUUUGCAUGGAGGGUUACGAUGUUUGCUUAUUGAGCAACUUCUAUGCUUUUCCUCAAUUCCGCAAGAAGUACGGCGAACAGCUCCCGGACGGAAGUUACCAGAUCACCGCACCAUGGCAGGCCGGUCUUAGCAACGGUGCCAAUGUGGGAGAGAUUAUUGGGCUAUUUAUCAACGGUUAUGUCUCUGAGCGGUUCGGCUACCGCUACACGGUCAUGACAUGUCUGGUCUUGAUCAUCAUUUAUACUGCCGUCUUCUUCACGGCCCAAACCGUCGUCGCGCUGGAGGUUGCCGAAAUCCUGUGUGGCAUCCCCUGGGGAGUCUUCCAGACCUUGACCAUCACUUAUGCAAGUGAAGUUUGCCCUGUCGCUCUACGAGGAUAUCUCACGACCUAUGUCAACUUCUGCUGGGGCCUCGGUCAGGUUGUUGGCAUCGGCGUCAUCAAAGCCAUGCUCCCUCGAGAUGACCAGUGGUCGUACAGAAUACCCUAUUCUCUACAGUGGAUGUUCCCUGUCCCCCUGCUGAUCGGGGUCCUGCUUGCGCCAGAGUCGCCAUGGUGGCUUGUCCGGAAGGGCCGGCUGGCGGAAGCGAAAAAAUCCUUGUUGCGCCUGACCUCUCCUAACCGCGAAACGGAUUUCGACGCGGAUGAAACAGUGGCCAUGAUGGUUCACACGACUGCCUUGGAAGAGAAGAUCACUGCCGGAGCGUCAUACCUAGACUGCUUCAAGGGCAUCGAUCUGCGCCGGACGGAGAUUGUAUGUAUGGUGUGGGCCAUUCAAAACCUGUCGGGCAACUCCUUUUCCGGAUAUUCGACGUAUUUUCUCGAACAAGCCGGUCUCGAAGACAGUAAAGCAUAUGACUUUGCGCUCGGCCAGUAUGGAAUCAACAUGGCCGGUGUCUUUGGCGCUUGGUUUCUCAUGAGUCGUGGCAUUGGUCGACGAUCUCUGUACCUCUAUGGUCUGUGUGGAUUGUGCAUCAUGUUGUUUGUCAUGGGCUUUCUGGGCCUGGUUCCCGAGGCGCACAGGAAACAGGCGUCGUUGGCGACGGGCUCGAUGAUGUUGGUCUGGGCUCUUUGCUACCAACUUACUGUCGGCACCGUUUGCUACUCGCUCGUUGCUGAGCUUUCAACUCGUCGUCUACAAAUCAAGACCGUCGUGUUGGGCCGCAAUCUGUACAACAUCGUGGGGAUUAUUUGCUCGGUUCUGACUCCAUACAUGCUCAACCCGGGAGAAUGGAAUUGGCGCAACUACGCCGGGUUCUUCUGGGGCGGCAUCUGCUUCUUCUGCAUCAUUUACACCUACUUCCGCGUCCCCGAACCGGCCGGUCGCAGCUUUGCAGAGUUGGACCUUCUCUUUGAACGUGGUGUGAGUGCGAGGAAAUUCGCGAGCACCAAAGUCGAUGUCUUUGACGACAUUACGGUUCAGGAGACGGUGGGUGGGACAGAUACUCUGAAGCUCUAUCAAGAGAAGCGUGGAAGUAUCGUUGCUGGGGAGGGGGGCGGGUGGCCUUCGCGACUGGUGCACUGA
Molecule: messenger RNA, 1764 nt
Organism: Capronia epimyces CBS 606.96
Lineage: Eukaryota; Fungi; Ascomycota; Eurotiomycetes; Chaetothyriales; Herpotrichiellaceae
Product: MFS transporter, SP family, general alpha glucoside:H+ symporter
Exons: 2
Coding region: 1-1764 (587 amino acids)
Biological process (GO): transmembrane transport; carbohydrate transport
Cellular component (GO): membrane
Molecular function (GO): carbohydrate:proton symporter activity
Source: RefSeq, a predicted model, not a curated record